UUUUUUUAGAGCCGCCGGCGACCGUAAGUGCCAAAUUCUCCUUUUUUCACCCCAAAACGAUGAGUAUUUGCCCCGCCCUCCCCCCCCCAUAUUCCCCCCCACUUUCAGCCCCUCCCCCACACCCACCUCCCCCCCACCCCCCACCAAUGGGCCCCAAGCGGGGGAGGGGCGGCAUCGGCCCCUCCCCCCACCCCCAUUUUGGGGCCGUUCCCACCCAAAUUUUCACUUUUCCGCCCCAAAAAAAGCCCCAAAACGGGCAAAACCCCCCGCCCCUCCCCCCGCCCCGCCCCCCCCCCAACGUAGGAUUUUAAGGGGUUUUUGAUUAUUUUUAUUAUUGUUGCUUUUUUUUUUUAAUUUUUUAUUUUUAUGGGUUUUUUUCUCUUUUUCUUUUUUUAUUUUUUUAAUUUUUUAUUUUUUUAUUGUUUUUUUUUUUAAAUUUUUCACCGUUUCCGGCCAUUUUUCGGGCCCCUCCCCCUUCCCCCCCCAAGCCCCGCCCCCUUUGGCCCCUCCCCCUCCCGCCGCCGGCGAAUCACGGACGACUUGGCCCCUCCCCCCCCCCACGGAGUCCCCGAGUGGUCCCCGCCAUGGCCAGCAACGUCACCAACAAGACCGACCCGCGCUCCAUGAACUCGCGCGUCUUCAUCGGCAACCUCAACACGCUGGUGGUGAAGAAGAGCGACGUGGAGGCCAUCUUCUCCAAGUACGGCAAGAUCGUGGGCUGCUCGGUGCACAAGGGCUUCGCCUUCGUGCAGUACGUCAACGAGCGCAACGCGCGCGCCGCCGUGGCCGGCGAGGACGGACGCAUGAUCGCCGGACAGGUCCUCGACAUCAACCUGGCGGCGGAGCCCAAGGUAAACCGAGGCAAGGGCGGGGUGAAGCGCUCGGCGGCCGAGAUGUACGGGUCAGUACCCGCCCCACCUUCUCCCUCCCCCCUCGUCAGGUCGUCCUUCGAUCUCGACUACGAUUUCCAGCGCGAUUACUAUGACAGGAUGUACAGCUACCCGGCGCGCGUCCCCCCGCCGCCCCCCAUCGCCCCCCGCGCCGUCGUCCCCUCCAAGCGCCAGCGCGUGUCCGGGGGCGGCGGGAACACCUCCCGGCGCGGGAAGAGCUUCAACUCCAAGAGCGGCCAGCGCGGAUCCUCCUCCAAGUCCGGGAAACUGAAGGGCGACGACCUGCAGAGCAUCAAGAAGGAGCUGAGCCAGAUCAAGCAGAAGGUGGACGCGCUGCUGGAGAGCCUGGAGCGCAUCGACCGCGAGCAGAAGCAGAAGAGCGAGAAGGCCGAGGAGGAGCCCAAGAAGGACGAUGGCGGCGCGGGGGGGAAGGGCGAGCCCGCCGGCGCCGCCGACGAGUCGGGGGAGGAGGGAGACCUGCUGGAUGACGAGGAGGCCGAGGAGCGGGGCGACGAGCAGCUCGAGUCCAUCAAGGGGGACGAGAAGGAGGCGGAGGAGGGCGAGGACGACCGGGACAGCGCCAACGGCGAGGACGACUCCUAAGGCCCCAAACCCGCCCCCGUUCGCCCCAAAACGCCCCGUUUCCCGCCCCCCCGUGCUCGUGCUGUCGUGGCUCCGCCCCCCACCCCCCCGGCCCCGCCCCCCCCCCGCGCCCCCCCCCCCUUUUAAUUUUGAUACCUCGUUAUGAGUUGAUGAUUAAAGGACGGAUGGUUUGUA
Molecule: messenger RNA, 1667 nt
Organism: Columba livia (rock pigeon)
Lineage: Eukaryota; Metazoa; Chordata; Aves; Columbiformes; Columbidae
Gene: HNRNPC
Product: heterogeneous nuclear ribonucleoprotein C
Exons: 8
Coding region: 585-1493 (302 amino acids)
Cellular component (GO): nucleus
Molecular function (GO): RNA binding
Source: RefSeq, a predicted model, not a curated record